UGUUUUGGAUAUGAAACUUGAUGGUGAAACUCAUUUAAGUUUUAUUAAAUUUUAGAUGAGAUAAAAUCUCGGGUUAAUUUUCUUAAAUGGACUAUGGGUGAGAAUUAAACGAUUAUUUUGCAACAAUAGUAGAAACCAGGAACCCGAAGGGCUAAAGUGCAGGUAGAUUUUCGUGCAAUACAAGGCUAUUGCUACAAAUAUGAUAUAUCCCAACUUAUUCAUGAAUCUUGCGGGACACUUUCCCAUCCAAUGGCCCAAAACCACAUUCCUUCGGUGCAUAGAUAUGGCCGGAGUCGGUGAUAGAUUAUCAACCUCCUAUGAGUUUUUUUUAUUUGGGCCGUCUAUUGAUCAUGGGUAUAUUAAGAUAUUUUGAAAAUGUAUCACAAUUGCCACUCUUAAAUUAUUGAUUUUGCCACAGAAUGGCAAUUGUGAUGUAUUAUCAAAAACUAAGAGUGGCAAAAGUGAAAUGUCAAAUUCUAGAGUGGCAUAAGCAAAGUGGUCAAAACCUAGAGUGGCAAAAACAAAGUUUUCCCUAUUUACAACAUAAAUAUUCUGUAGAUAGAAAUGUUUCACGAAAGUUCUUUUUUUUAAACAUAUUUUUUUUUCUUUUCAGUUCAAAAUAGUUCAUAUUGUCGUGAAAGUUUGCACCCACGAAAUGAGCACAAAUUUGUAUCUAUGUAAAACGUAUUUGUUUUUGGACUCUUGGGAACAUUUGGUUGCACCCAUAUUUUACAUACUAAUGCCAUGCAAGCAUUCUAAAUUAAAUUAUAAAUUUAUGUUCCAUAGACAAAUAUCACUAUAUUAUUCAUCCAAAGUGCUAAUUCCAUGUUAUUAUCAGCAGUUUAAUCCGGAAAUAUUGAAUGAGACCAUGGGUGCUCUUUGGUUGAGGUAUCAACAACUUAAUCCAGAUCUCCAGCGAAGCUUCAAAUAUUGCAGUAUUUUCCCCAAGAGAUCCAAGUUAAGAAGGGAUGUGUUAGUUCGCUUGUGGGUAGCACAAGGGUUUAUAAAGACCAGUUGUGCAACGGAGGACAUGGAAGAUAUAGCUGAGAGUUAUUUUCAGGAGUUAGUGUCAUGCUCAUUUCUUCAGCAAGGAGGAGAAUGGCCUGAUUGGUUUACAAUUCCUGACUUGUUGCAUGAUUUAUUAGACAAGAUUAGUGGAACGGAAUGCUUCAGAAUCGAGAAUGCAAGGAGUCAGAGAGGAGAAGGAUGGAAAGGAGAUGUUCCCCAAGACGUCUGCCAUCUUCUUGUAGAGAAUUAUGAUGGAGAAUUGAUUACUGAAAAGAUCCUUGGAUUGGAAAAUUUACAAACACUCAUAAUUUAUGUUGUUGAAAAGGGUACUACAGUUGAGGAAAACGUCAUUGACAAUAUAUGCAAGGGGCUGCAAAAAUUGCAGGUACUGGCGGUUGCUUUUAGCCGGGAACAUCUUGAAAUCACCAAACCCAAGAAGUUCUCGAUACCAGAAUCCAUUGGCCAGUUAAAGGACCUAUGCUAUCUUUCUUUCAGGACAUUCGAAUGCACCGUAAUUUUACCAAGCACACUAACUAAGAAACUUCACCAUAUCCAGCUGCUGGACUUUGGUCGUCAUGGCCAUGGCCAAAUUUGGGAAUUUACACUUGAUAACCUUAUCAACCUGCGGUACAUAAUUUGUGAGAACUUGGAAUGUCCGAGCAUAGGCAGGCUUAUCUCACUCCAAGCGUUACCAAGCAGCAGG
Messenger RNA from Triticum dicoccoides, 1711 nucleotides. RefSeq names its product putative disease resistance protein At3g14460. The record is from RefSeq and is a predicted model, not a curated record. NCBI's taxonomy places the organism in Eukaryota, Viridiplantae, Streptophyta, Magnoliopsida, Poales, Poaceae. The annotation marks the transcript as partial. The transcript has a single exon. Gene Ontology annotation, biological process: defense response to other organism.